AUGAAAAAUGUAAUUAAAGAAAUACAUUCCAAAAUCGAGGUACUGGAAGCGAAACUUAAAACCAGAGAGCCAGAGACCCUCUCAGUUCCAGACCCAUUAGAACAAAUGACAGACUGUUCGACUGAUGACUACUUCAGACCACAGCAGAGAAGGAGAUCCAAUAAACGAAAAAGAAAUUUGACAGUCACCACGGACUUCGUGGUUAUUGGUGAUGGAAAUGCUGUGGUCCCAGCUAGGCUUUUUAAGCACAUGGAUUGGACUUCAUACACAAAUGCUACAAGAAAACUACUAACUGCUGUAUUUUCCAGAAAAGUACUGGCGACCCACUCUUUAACUGGAAAACCUUCACCAGCAUUUUCAGACAAACCGGCUAAAAAGAAGACGGAUGACUGCUGGAAAGACAGCCGAGGGCGACGGCCUAGCAAGCCCAGCCCGACUUGUCAUUUACUGAGAACUAGCCCUAACGCUAAGAAAACCGCUGAGAAAAAAUCGUGGAAGGUGUUGCCAGGAAGGACAAAUUGA
Molecule: messenger RNA, 522 nt
Organism: Danaus chrysippus (African queen)
Lineage: Eukaryota; Metazoa; Arthropoda; Insecta; Lepidoptera; Nymphalidae
Source: the annotation of a GenBank genome assembly